Molecule: messenger RNA, 690 nt
Organism: Mitosporidium daphniae
Lineage: Eukaryota; Fungi; Microsporidia
Exons: 3
Biological process (GO): Golgi organization; endoplasmic reticulum organization; endoplasmic reticulum to Golgi vesicle-mediated transport
Cellular component (GO): Golgi membrane; endoplasmic reticulum-Golgi intermediate compartment; endoplasmic reticulum membrane
Molecular function (GO): D-mannose binding
Source: RefSeq, a predicted model, not a curated record
AUGGUCCAAGCUGUAUAUAAUUCUGGUGGGUAUUCUUAUAAGAUGGAUACUGAUGGUGACAGUCAGUAUUUUGCGCAUGGCUUCAUUGACUUUCGCUCCUCUGCUUUCGGCACUAUGGGCAAGAUGCAAGAUGUCUUUGUUAAAAUAAUCUAUCACAAUAGGACACUUGAGGUGCUUGUAGAUAAAGACUCUUAUGGCUACAAUUAUGAAAAGGUCAUUUCCUAUUCUCCCAUUUACCUCACCAAGGGAUAUUAUUUUGGCGUAUCUGCAUCUACCGGAGCGCUAUUUCCAGACUCCCAUCAUCUUGUGAGCAUGGACAUCUAUUCUAUCAGAGAGCCAAUGGAGGAGCCCGAAAAACCACAUUUGUCUCACACGGAAAAGGAAAGAAUAUUGUCACAUGAGAAAGUGAAAUCAAAAAUUGUCGAAGAACGUAUCCACAGCCAAGUUACGGCCAAUGUCAGUGAAGCUCUCUUUCAAACUGACAUGUACAACUCGAUAUAUAAAAUCCAAGAGAUGCUUCAUGCCAUUCUUGAUAAGACAUCUGAUAUUGAAAUAGCAAUCCCAGAAGCUAUUCCUCCUGAAGUUUUUCUAAAGGCCGGUCAGAAGCAAGAACAUCUGGAUUCAUAUUCUACUCACCUUUCAGGUCUUUCAAAGGACUUUUCCACCUCAUUGCAGUCAUUGAAACAAGAC